This is a messenger RNA of Parnassius mnemosyne (clouded apollo), 555 nucleotides long. The record is from the annotation of a GenBank genome assembly. NCBI's taxonomy places the organism in Eukaryota, Metazoa, Arthropoda, Insecta, Lepidoptera, Papilionidae.
AUGUACAGAUUUAUAACUAUAUUGAAAGUGUGUCUUGCGAUUUUGCUAAUUUAUGAAGCAAAUUCUAUAGAUUUAAAGUUAAACAAAGACUGGGACAAUUAUGGCCCUUAUGACUUAAAUUGGAGUCGCUACGAAAUUUGUAGUGGCCCAAAACUAAAGAAUCUGACAUUUUUCUCUACAACUCUUGUAAAGGAAGGUGACAGUUACGUAUCUCAGUUCAAUUGCACGUUAUUAGCACCGGCACGAAUUGAUGAGAUUAAAAUAAUAGUUCACACCGUAAAGGAUAACCGUACUAGUUUGUUAUGGAGCUACAAAGUGAAUAAUCCGUGUCAACAUUACGCUGUUGCCAGUUUUAUUGAAAAAUACGCUAAAAACUGUGUUUUAAAACAGGAAAACUACAUGUUAACCGCAAAUUUUACGGAAAUUUCAUAUAUGUUUUUUGGAACCUCAUUCUUUUACGGUGAAUACAAGUUGAAAGUUUUACUACUAUCAAAAAAAGGGAACCUCAUGUGCCUUGUUAUGAAUUCUAAUUUUACUAAGAAGAAAGCUCUUUAA